CUCUGAUCCUGUAGCCACCAGUGUGCAUGUGCCAAGCCAGGGUUAACACAUUGCCAGAAAACUUUCUGUUCCUGAUAGACCUGUAUUAUUUCACACACACAAACUGAGGUCAUCAAAAGAUCUUCCAAAAUGUCACUUCACGAAAAAGGCCAAAGAGACGGAGCUGUGACUACCUUCCGAGGCAUCAAAAAGCAAGUUUCAGCUCAGAACUUGCUGGAAUCUAAAAUCAUUGAUAAGAAGCUUUUUGAAGACCUUAGCAGCGGAAAGGUCACAGUAGAUCAAGUAAGCAAUAUGGACUCAGUACGCAAGUACCUGCAGGGUACCGACUGUAUUGCAGGAGUGUAUGUGCAGUCCACCAAACAGACCAUGAGCAUCUAUCAAGCCAAAUCCAAAGGACUUCUAACACCUGGAACAUCACUGGUUUUACUGGAGGCUCAAGCUGCUACUGGAUUCAUGGUUGAGCCAUUGAAGAACAAAAAACUCUCAGUGGAGGAGGCAGUGGCUCAGGGAGUUGUGGGGACUGAAUGGAAAAACAAGCUACUUUCUGCAGAGAGGGCAGUCACUGGCUACACUGACCCUCACACAGGAAACACCAUUUCGCUGUUCCAGGCCUUGAAGAAAGAUCUCAUUGUCAAAGAUCAUGGCAUUCGUCUUUUGGAAGCACAGAUUGCUACCGGAGGCAUUAUUGAUCCAGUUUACAGCCACCGUGUCCCUGUGGAGGUGGCUUACCAGAGAGGAUAUUUUGAUGAAGAAAUUAACCAGAUUCUAUCUGACCCGGGCGACGACACCAAGGGCUUCUUUGACCCCAACACACAGGAAAACCUCACCUACCUGCAACUACUUGACAGGUGUGUGAAAGACCCUCUCACUGGCCUUAGACUGCUUGUUAUUGUGAAGAAAGGAGAGUUUUACUUCUACAUUGAUGAACAUACAAAGAAAAUCCUCCAGUCCACUACAACAAACAAGGCGGGGGGUAAAUUCCAAGGAAAGGAGGUUUCCCUCUGGGAUCUCAUAUACUCUGAAUACAUCGAAGAGGAAAAGAAAAGAGAUCUGGUUCAGCAAUUUAAGUCUGGCAUUAUAACAAUUGAAUACUUUUUAGAGCAUGUACUAACAGUUAUACAGCAGAAAACACCCAGUGUGACUGUUACUACUACCAGCACCACCUCUACAACAACAAAAGGUCCUAGCUUUCGAGGCAUCAAAAAGCAAGUUACAGCUCAGAACUUGCUGGAAUCUAAAAUCAUUGAUAAGAAACUUUUUGAAGACCUCAGCACUGGAAAGGUCACAGUAGAUCAAGUAAGCAAUAUGGACUCAGUACGCAAGUACCUGCAGGGUACCGACUGUAUUGCAGGAGUGUUUGUGCAGUCCACCAAACAGACCAUGAGCAUCUAUGAAGCCAAAUCCAAAGGACUUCUAACACCUGGAACAUCACUGGUUUUACUGGAGGCUCAAGCUGCUACUGGAUUCAUGGUUGAGCCAUUGAAGAACAAAAAACUCUCAGUGGAGGAGGCAGUGGCUCAGGGAGUUGUGGGGACUGAAUGGAAAAACAAGCUACUUUCUGCAGAGAGGGCAGUCACUGGCUACACUGACCCUCACACAGGAAACACCAUUUCGCUGUUCCAGGCCUUGAAGAAAGAUCUCAUUGUCAAAGAUCAUGGCAUUCGUCUUUUGGAAGCACAGAUUGCUACCGGAGGCAUUAUUGAUCCAGUUUACAGCCACCGUGUCCCUGUGGAGGUGGCUUACCAGAGAGGAUAUUUUGAUGAAGAAAUGAAUCAGAUUCUUUCUGACUCGGGCGAUGACACCAAGGGCUUCUUUGACCCCAACACACAGGAAAACCUCACCUACCUGCAACUACUUGACAGGUGUGUGAAAGACCCUCUCACUGGCCUUAGACUGCUUGUUAUUGUGAAGAAAGGAGAGUUUUACUUCUACAUUGAUGAACAUACAAAGAAAAUCCUCCAGUCCACUACCACAAACAAGGCAGGGGGUAAAUUCCAAGGAAAGGAGGUUUCCCUCUGGGAUCUCAUAUACUCUGAAUACAUCGAAGAGGAAAAGAAAAGAGAUCUGGUUCAGCAAUUUAAGUCUGGCACUAUAACAAUUGAAUACUUUUUAGAGCAUGUACUAACAGUUAUACAGCAGAAAACACCCAGUGUGACUGUUACUACUACCACCACCACAACAACAACAAAAGGUCCUAGCUUUCGAGGCAUCAAAAAGCAAGUUUCAGCUCAGAACUUGCUGGAAUCUAAAAUCAUUGAUAAGAAGCUUUUUGAAGACCUGAGCAGCGGAAAGGUCACAGUAGAUCAAGUAAGCAAUAUGGACUCAGUACGCAAGUACCUGCAGGGUACUGACUGUAUUGCAGGAGUGUUUGUGCAGUCCACCAAACAGACCAUGAGCAUCUAUGAAGCCAAAUCCAAAGGGCUUCUAACACCUGGAACAUCAUUGGUUUUACUGGAGGCUCAAGCUGCUACUGGAUUCAUGGUUGAGCCAUUGAAGAACAAAAAACUCUCAGUGGAGGAGGCAGUGGCUCAUGGAGUUGUGGGGACUGAAUGGAAAAACAAGCUACUUUCUGCAGAGAGGGCAGUCACUGGCUACACUGACCCUCACACAGGAAACACCAUUUCGCUGUUCCAGGCCUUGAAGAAAGAUCUCAUUGUCAAAGAUCAUGGCAUUCGUCUUUUGGAAGCACAGAUUGCUACCGGAGGCAUUAUUGAUCCAGUUUACAGCCACCGUGUCCCUGUGGAGGUGGCUUACCAGAGAGGAUAUUUUGAUGAAGAAAUGAACCAGAUUCUAUCUUACCCGGGCGACGACACCAAGGGCUUCUUUGACCCCAACACACAGGAAAACCUCACCUACCUGCAACUACUUGACAGGUGUGUGAAAGACCCUCUCACUGGCCUUAGACUGCUUGUUAUUGUGAAGAAAGGAGAGUUUUACUUCUACAUUGAUGAACAUACAAAGAAAAUCCUCCAGUCCACUACCACAAACAAGGCGGGGGGUAAAUUCCAAGGAAAGGAGGUUUCCCUCUGGGAUCUCAUAUACUCUGAAUACAUCGAAGAGGAAAAGAAAAGAGAUCUGGUUCAGCAAUUUAAGUCUGGCACUAUAACAACUGAAUACUUUUUAGAGCAUGUACUAACAGUUAUACAGCAGAAAACACCCAGUGUGACUGUUACUACUACCAGCACCACCUCUACAACAACAAAAGGUCCUAGCUUUCGAGGCAUCAAAAAGCAAGUUACAGCUCAGAACUUGCUGGAAUCUAAAAUCAUUGAUAAGAAACUUUUUGAAGACCUCAGCACUGGAAAGGUCACAGUAGAUCAAGUAAGCAAUAUGGACUCAGUACGCAAGUACCUGCAGGGUACCGACUGUAUUGCAGGAGUGUUUGUGCAGUCCACCAAACAGACCAUGAGCAUCUAUCAAGCCAAAUCCAAAGGACUUCUAACACCUGGAACAUCACUGGUUUUACUGGAGGCUCAAGCUGCUACUGGAUUCAUGGUUGAGCCAUUGAAGAACAAAAAACUCUCAGUGGAGGAGGCAGUGGCUCAGGGAGUUGUGGGGACUGAAUGGAAAAACAAGCUACUUUCUGCAGAGAGGGCAGUCACUGGCUACACUGACCCUCACACAGGAAACACCAUUUCGCUGUUCCAGGCCUUGAAGAAAGAUCUCAUUGUCAAAGAUCAUGGCAUUCGUCUUUUGGAAGCACAGAUUGCUACCGGAGGCAUUAUUGAUCCAGUUUACAGCCACCGUGUCCCUGUGGAGGUGGCUUACCAGAGAGGAUAUUUUGAUGAAGAAAUGAACCAGAUUCUAUCUGACCCGGGCGACGACACCAAGGGCUUCUUUGACCCCAACACACAGGAAAACCUUACCUACCUGCAACUACUUGACAGGUGUGUGAAAGACCCUCUCACUGGCCUUAGACUGCUUGUUAUUGUGAAGAAAGGAGAGUUUUACUUCUACAUUGAUGAACAUACAAAGAAAAUCCUCCAGUCCACUACCACAAACAAGGCGGGGGGUAAAUUCCAAGGAAAGGAGGUUUCCCUCUGGGAUCUCAUAUACUCUGAAUACAUCGAAGAGGAAAAGAAAAGAGAUCUGGUUCAGCAAUUUAAGUCUGGCACUAUAACAAUUGAAUACUUUUUAGAGCAUGUACUAACAGUUAUACAGCAGAAAACACCCAGUGUGACUGUUACUACUACCAGCACCACCUCUACAACAACAAAAGGUCCUAGCUUUCGAGGCAUCAAAAAGCAAGUUACAGCUCAGAACUUGCUGGAAUCUAAAAUCAUUGAUAAGAAACUUUUUGAAGACCUCAGCACUGGAAAGGUCACAGUAGAUCAAGUAAGCAAUAUGGACUCAGUACGCAAGUACCUGCAGGGUACCGACUGUAUUGCAGGAGUGUUUGUGCAGUCCACCAAACAGACCAUGAGCAUCUAUCAAGCCAAAUCCAAAGGACUUCUAACACCUGGAACAUCACUGGUUUUACUGGAGGCUCAAGCUGCUACUGGAUUCAUGGUUGAGCCAUUGAAGAACAAAAAACUCUCAGUGGAGGAGGCAGUGGCUCAGGGAGUUGUGGGGACUGAAUGGAAAAACAAGCUACUUUCUGCAGAGAGGGCAGUCACUGGCUACACUGACCCUCACACAGGAAACACCAUUUCGCUGUUCCAGGCCUUGAAGAAAGAUCUCAUUGUCAAAGAUCAUGGCAUUCGUCUUUUGGAAGCACAGAUUGCUACCGGAGGCAUUAUUGAUCCAGUUUACAGCCACCGUGUCCCUGUGGAGGUGGCUUACCAGAGAGGAUAUUUUGAUGAAGAAAUGAACCAGAUUCUAUCUGACCCGGGCGACGACACCAAGGGCUUCUUUGACCCCAACACACAGGAAAACCUCACCUACCUGCAACUACUUGACAGGUGUGUGAAAGACCCUCUCACUGGCCUUAGACUGCUUGUUAUUGUGAAGAAAGGAGAGUUUUACUUCUACAUUGAUGAACAUACAAAGAAAAUCCUCCAGUCCACUACCACAAACAAGGCAGGGGGUAAAUUCCAAGGAAAGGAGGUUUCCCUCUGGGAUCUCAUAUACUCUGAAUACAUCGAAGAGGAAAAGAAAAGAGAUCUGGUUCAGCAAUUUAAGUCUGGCACUAUAACAAUUGAAUACUUUUUAGAGCAUGUACUAACAGUUAUACAGCAGAAAACACCCAGUGUGACUGUUACUACUACCAGCACCACCUCUACAACAACAAAAGGUCCUAGCUUUCGAGGCAUCAAAAAGCAAGUUACAGCUCAGAACUUGCUGGAAUCUAAAAUCAUUGAUAAGAAACUUUUUGAAGACCUCAGCACUGGAAAGGUCACAGUAGAUCAAGUAAGCAAUAUGGACUCAGUACGCAAGUACCUGCAGGGUACCGACUGUAUUGCAGGAGUGUUUGUGCAGUCCACCAAACAGACCAUGAGCAUCUAUGAAGCCAAAUCCAAAGGACUUCUAACACCUGGAACAUCACUGGUUUUACUGGAGGCUCAAGCUGCUACUGGAUUCAUGGUUGAGCCAUUGAAGAACAAAAAACUCUCAGUGGAGGAGGCAGUGGCUCAGGGAGUUGUGGGGACUGAAUGGAAAAACAAGCUACUUUCUGCAGAGAGGGCAGUCACUGGCUACACUGACCCUCACACAGGAAACACCAUUUCGCUGUUCCAGGCCUUGAAGAAAGAUCUCAUUGUCAAAGAUCAUGGCAUUCGUCUUUUGGAAGCACAGAUUGCUACCGGAGGCAUUAUUGAUCCAGUUUACAGCCACCGUGUCCCUGUGGAGGUGGCUUACCAGAGAGGAUAUUUUGAUGAAGAAAUGAACCAGAUUCUAUCUGACCCGGGCGACGACACCAAGGGCUUCUUUGACCCCAACACACAGGAAAACCUCACCUACCUGCAACUACUUGACAGGUGUGUGAAAGACCCUCUCACUGGCCUUAGACUGCUUGUUAUUGUGAAGAAAGGAGAGUUUUACUUCUACAUUGAUGAACAUACAAAGAAAAUCCUCCAGUCCACUACCACAAACAAGGCAGGGGGUAAAUUCCAAGGAAAGGAGGUUUCCCUCUGGGAUCUCAUAUACUCUGAAUACAUCGAAGAGGAAAAGAAAAGAGAUCUGGUUCAGCAAUUUAAGUCUGGCACUAUAACAAUUGAAUACUUUUUAGAGCAUGUACUAACAGUUAUACAGCAGAAAACACCCAGUGUGACUGUUACUACUACCACCACCACAACAACAACAAAAGGUCCUAGCUUUCGAGGCAUCAAAAAGCAAGUUACAGCUCAGAACUUGCUGGAAUCUAAAAUCAUUGAUAAGAAGCUUUUUGAAGACCUGAGCAGCGGAAAGGUCACAGUAGAUCAAGUAAGCAAUAUGGACUCAGUACGCAAGUACCUGCAGGGUACCGACUGUAUUGCAGGAGUGUUUGUGCAAUCCACCAAACAGACCAUGAGCAUCUAUGAAGCCAAAUCCAAAGGACUUCUAACACCUGGAACAUCACUGGUUUUACUGGAGGCUCAAGCUGCUACUGGAUUCAUGGUUGAGCCAUUGAAGAACAAAAAACUCUCAGUGGAGGAGGCAGUGGCUCAGGGAGUUGUGGGGACUGAAUGGAAAAACAAGCUACUUUCUGCAGAGAGGGCAGUCACUGGCUACACUGACCCUCACACAGGAAACACCAUUUCGCUGUUCCAGGCCUUGAAGAAAGAUCUCAUUGUCAAAGAUCAUGGCAUUCGUCUUUUGGAAGCACAGAUUGCUACCGGAGGCAUUAUUGAUCCAGUUUACAGCCACCGUGUCCCUGUGGAGGUGGCUUACCAGAGAGGAUAUUUUGAUGAAGAAAUGAACCAGAUUCUAUCUUACCCGGGCGACGACACCAAGGGCUUCUUUGACCCCAACACACAGGAAAACCUCACCUACCUGCAACUACUUGACAGGUGUGUGAAAGACCCUCUCACUGGCCUUAGACUGCUUGUUAUUGUGAAGAAAGGAGAGUUUUACUUCUACAUUGAUGAACAUACAAAGAAAAUCCUCCAGUCCACUACCACAAACAAGGCGGGGGGUAAAUUCCAAGGAAAGGAGGUUUCCCUCUGGGAUCUCAUAUACUCUGAAUACAUCGAAGAGGAAAAGAAAAGAGAUCUGGUUCAGCAAUUUAAGUCUGGCACUAUAACAACUGAAUACUUUUUAGAGCAUGUACUAACAGUUAUACAGCAGAAAACACCCAGUGUGACUGUUACUACUACCACCACCACAACAACAACAAAAGGUCCUAGCUUUCGAGGCAUCAAAAAGCAAGUUUCAGCUCAGAACUUGCUGGAAUCUAAAAUCAUUGAUAAGAAGCUUUUUGAAGACCUGAGCAGCGGAAAGGUCACAGUAGAUCAAGUAAGCAAUAUGGACUCAGUACGCAAGUACUUGCAGGGUACCGACUGUAUUGCAGGAGUGUUUGUGCAAUCCACCAAACAGACCAUGAGCAUCUAUGAAGCCAAAUCCAAAGGACUUCUAACACCUGGAACAUCACUGGUUUUACUGGAGGCUCAAGCUGCUACUGGAUUCAUGGUUGAGCCAUUGAAGAACAAAAAACUCUCAGUGGAGGAGGCAGUGGCUCAGGGAGUUGUGGGGACUGAAUGGAAAAACAAGCUACUUUCUGCAGAGAGGGCAGUCACUGGCUACACUGACCCUCACACAGGAAACACCAUUUCGCUGUUCCAGGCCUUGAAGAAAGAUCUCAUUGUCAAAGAUCAUGGCAUUCGUCUUUUGGAAGCACAGAUUGCUACCGGAGGCAUUAUUGAUCCAGUUUACAGCCACCGUGUCCCUGUGGAGGUGGCUUACCAGAGAGGAUAUUUUGAUGAAGAAAUGAACCAGAUUCUAUCUGACCCGGGCGACGACACCAAGGGCUUCUUUGACCCCAACACACAGGAAAACCUCACCUACCUGCAACUACUUGACAGGUGUGUGAAAGACCCUCUCACUGGCCUUAGACUGCUUGUUAUUGUGAAGAAAGGAGAGUUUUACUUCUACAUUGAUGAACAUACAAAGAAAAUCCUCCAGUCCACUACCACAAACAAGGCAGGGGGUAAAUUCCAAGGAAAGGAGGUUUCCCUCUGGGAUCUCAUAUACUCUGAAUACAUCGAAGAGGAAAAGAAAAGAGAUCUGGUUCAGCAAUUUAAGUCUGGCACUAUAACAAUUGAAUACUUUUUAGAGCAUGUACUAACAGUUAUACAGCAGAAAACACCCAGUGUGACUGUUACUACUACCAGCACCACCUCUACAACAACAAAAGGUCUUAGCUUUCGAGGCAUCAAAAAGCAAGUUUCAGCUCAGAACUUGCUGGAAUCUAAAAUCAUUGAUAAGAAGCUUUUUGAAGACCUGAGCAGCGGAAAGGUCACAGUAGAUCAAGUAAGCAAUAUGGACUCAGUACGCAAGUACCUGCAGGGUACCGACUGUAUUGCAGGAGUGUUUGUGCAGUCCACCAAACAGACCAUGAGCAUCUAUCAAGCCAAAUCCAAAGGACUUCUAACACCUGGAACAUCACUGGUUUUACUGGAGGCUCAAGCUGCUACUGGAUUCAUGGUUGAGCCAUUGAAGAACAAAAAACUCUCAGUGGAGGAGGCAGUGGCUCAGGGAGUUGUGGGGACUGAAUGGAAAAACAAGCUACUUUCUGCAGAGAGGGCAGUCACUGGCUACACUGACCCUCACACAGGAAACACCAUUUCGCUGUUCCAGGCCUUGAAGAAAGAUCUCAUUGUCAAAGAUCAUGGCAUUCGUCUUUUGGAAGCACAGAUUGCUACCGGAGGCAUUAUUGAUCCAGUUUACAGCCACCGUGUCCCUGUGGAGGUGGCUUACCAGAGAGGAUAUUUUGAUGAAGAAAUGAACCAGAUUCUAUCUGACCCGGGCGACGACACCAAGGGCUUCUUUGACCCCAACACACAGGAAAACCUCACCUACCUGCAACUACUUGACAGGUGUGUGAAAGACCCUCUCACUGGCCUUAGACUGCUUGUUAUUGUGAAGAAAGGAGAGUUUUACUUCUACAUUGAUGAACAUACAAAGAAAAUCCUCCAGUCCACUACCACAAACAAGGCAGGGGGUAAAUUCCAAGGAAAGGAGGUUUCCCUCUGGGAUCUCAUAUACUCUGAAUACAUCGAAGAGGAAAAGAAAAGAGAUCUGGUUCAGCAAUUUAAGUCUGGCACUAUAACAAUUGAAUACUUUUUAGAGCAUGUACUAACAGUUAUACAGCAGAAAACACCCAGUGUGACUGUUACUACUACCAGCACCACCUCUACAACAACAAAAGGUCUUAGCUUUCGAGGCAUCAAAAAGCAAGUUUCAGCUCAGAACUUGCUGGAAUCUAAAAUCAUUGAUAAGAAGCUUUUUGAAGACCUGAGCAGCGGAAAGGUCACAGUAGAUCAAGUAAGCAAUAUGGACUCAGUACGCAAGUACCUGCAGGGUACCGACUGUAUUGCAGGAGUGUUUGUGCAGUCCACCAAACAGACCAUGAGCAUCUAUCAAGCCAAAUCCAAAGGACUUCUAACACCUGGAACAUCACUGGUUUUACUGGAGGCUCAAGCUGCUACUGGAUUCAUGGUUGAGCCAUUGAAGAACAAAAAACUCUCAGUGGAGGAGGCAGUGGCUCAGGGAGUUGUGGGGACUGAAUGGAAAAACAAGCUACUUUCUGCAGAGAGGGCAGUCACUGGCUACACUGACCCUCACACAGGAAACACCAUUUCGCUGUUCCAGGCCUUGAAGAAAGAUCUCAUUGUCAAAGAUCAUGGCAUUCGUCUUUUGGAAGCACAGAUUGCUACCGGAGGCAUUAUUGAUCCAGUUUACAGCCACCGUGUCCCUGUGGAGGUGGCUUACCAGAGAGGAUAUUUUGAUGAAGAAAUGAACCAGAUUCUAUCUGACCCGGGCGACGACACCAAGGGCUUCUUUGACCCCAACACACAGGAAAACCUCACCUACCUGCAACUACUUGACAGGUGUGUGAAAGACCCUCUCACUGGCCUUAGACUGCUUGUUAUUGUGAAGAAAGGAGAGUUUUACUUCUACAUUGAUGAACAUACAAAGAAAAUCCUCCAGUCCACUACCACAAACAAGGCAGGGGGUAAAUUCCAAGGAAAGGAGGUUUCCCUCUGGGAUCUCAUAUACUCUGAAUACAUCGAAGAGGAAAAGAAAAGAGAUCUGGUUCAGCAAUUUAAGUCUGGCACUAUAACAAUUGAAUACUUUUUAGAGCAUGUACUAACAGUUAUACAGCAGAAAACACCCAGUGUGACUGUUACUACUACCAGCACCACCUCUACAACAACAAAAGGUCCUAGCUUUCGAGGCAUCAAAAAGCAAGUUACAGCUCAGAACUUGCUGGAAUCUAAAAUCAUUGAUAAGAAACUUUUUGAAGACCUCAGCACUGGAAAGGUCACAGUAGAUCAAGUAAGCAAUAUGGACUCAGUACGCAAGUACUUGCAGGGUACCGACUGUAUUGCAGGAGUGUUUGUGCAAUCCACCAAACAGACCAUGAGCAUCUAUGAAGCCAAAUCCAAAGGACUUCUAACACCUGGAACAUCACUGGUUUUACUGGAGGCUCAAGCUGCUACUGGAUUCAUGGUUGAGCCAUUGAAGAACAAAAAACUCUCAGUGGAGGAGGCAGUGGCUCAGGGAGUUGUGGGGACUGAAUGGAAAAACAAGCUACUUUCUGCAGAGAGGGCAGUCACUGGCUACACUGACCCUCACACAGGAAACACCAUUUCGCUGUUCCAGGCCUUGAAGAAAGAUCUCAUUGUCAAAGAUCAUGGCAUUCGUCUUUUGGAAGCACAGAUUGCUACCGGAGGCAUUAUUGAUCCAGUUUACAGCCACCGUGUCCCUGUGGAGGUGGCUUACCAGAGAGGAUAUUUUGAUGAAGAAAUGAACCAGAUUCUAUCUUACCCGGGCGACGACACCAAGGGCUUCUUUGACCCCAACACACAGGAAAACCUCACCUACCUGCAACUACUUGACAGGUGUGUGAAAGACCCUCUCACUGGCCUUAGACUGCUUGUUAUUGUGAAGAAAGGAGAGUUUUACUUCUACAUUGAUGAACAUACAAAGAAAAUCCUCCAGUCCACUACCACAAACAAGGCGGGGGGUAAAUUCCAAGGAAAGGAGGUUUCCCUCUGGGAUCUCAUAUACUCUGAAUACAUCGAAGAGGAAAAGAAAAGAGAUCUGGUUCAGCAAUUUAAGUCUGGCACUAUAACAACUGAAUACUUUUUAGAGCAUGUACUAACAGUUAUACAGCAGAAAACACCCAGUGUGACUGUUACUACUACCAGCACCACCUCUACAACAACAAAAGGUCCUAGCUUUCGAGGCAUCAAAAAGCAAGUUACAGCUCAGAACUUGCUGGAAUCUAAAAUCAUUGAUAAGAAACUUUUUGAAGACCUCAGCACUGGAAAGGUCACAGUAGAUCAAGUAAGCAAUAUGGACUCAGUACGCAAGUACCUGCAGGGUACCGACUGUAUUGCAGGAGUGUUUGUGCAGUCCACCAAACAGACCAUGAGCAUCUAUGAAGCCAAAUCCAAAGGACUUCUAACACCUGGAACAUCACUGGUUUUACUGGAGGCUCAAGCUGCUACUGGAUUCAUGGUUGAGCCAUUGAAGAACAAAAAACUCUCAGUGGAGGAGGCAGUGGCUCAGGGAGUUGUGGGGACUGAAUGGAAAAACAAGCUACUUUCUGCAGAGAGGGCAGUCACUGGCUACACUGACCCUCACACAGGAAACACCAUUUCGCUGUUCCAGGCCUUGAAGAAAGAUCUCAUUGUCAAAGAUCAUGGCAUUCGUCUUUUGGAAGCACAGAUUGCUACCGGAGGCAUUAUUGAUCCAGUUUACAGCCACCGUGUCCCUGUGGAGGUGGCUUACCAGAGAGGAUAUUUUGAUGAAGAAAUGAACCAGAUUCUAUCUGACCCGGGCGACGACACCAAGGGCUUCUUUGACCCCAACACACAGGAAAACCUCACCUACCUGCAACUACUUGACAGGUGUGUGAAAGACCCUCUCACUGGCCUUAGACUGCUUGUUAUUGUGAAGAAAGGAGAGUUUUACUUCUACAUUGAUGAACAUACAAAGAAAAUCCUCCAGUCCACUACCACAAACAAGGCAGGGGGUAAAUUCCAAGGAAAGGAGGUUUCCCUCUGGGAUCUCAUAUACUCUGAAUACAUCGAAGAGGAAAAGAAAAGAGAUCUGGUUCAGCAAUUUAAGUCUGGCACUAUAACAAUUGAAUACUUUUUAGAGCAUGUACUAACAGUUAUACAGCAGAAAACACCCAGUGUGACUGUUACUACUACCAGCACCACCUCUACAACAACAAAAGGUCCUAGCUUUCGAGGCAUCAAAAAGCAAGUUACAGCUCAGAACUUGCUGGAAUCUAAAAUCAUUGAUAAGAAACUUUUUGAAGACCUCAGCACUGGAAAGGUCACAGUAGAUCAAGUAAGCAAUAUGGACUCAGUACGCAAGUACCUGCAGGGUACCGACUGUAUUGCAGGAGUGUUUGUGCAGUCCACCAAGCAGACCAUGAGCAUCUAUGAAGCCAAAUCCAAAGGACUUCUAACACCUGGAACAUCACUGGUUUUACUGGAGGCUCAAGCUGCUACUGGAUUCAUGGUUGAGCCAUUGAAGAACAAAAAACUCUCAGUGGAGGAGGCAGUGGCUCAGGGAGUUGUGGGGACUGAAUGGAAAAACAAGCUACUUUCUGCAGAGAGGGCAGUCACUGGCUACACUGACCCUCACACAGGAAACACCAUUUCGCUGUUCCAGGCCUUGAAGAAAGAUCUCAUUGUCAAAGAUCAUGGCAUUCGUCUUUUGGAAGCACAGAUUGCUACCGGAGGCAUUAUUGAUCCAGUUUACAGCCACCGUGUCCCUGUGGAGGUGGCUUACCAGAGAGGAUAUUUUGAUGAAGAAAUGAACCAGAUUCUAUCUGACCCGGGCGACGACACCAAGGGCUUCUUUGACCCCAACACACAGGAAAACCUCACCUACCUGCAACUACUUGACAGGUGUGUGAAAGACCCUCUCACUGGCCUUAGACUGCUUGUUAUUGUGAAGAAAGGAGAGUUUUACUUCUACAUUGAUGAACAUACAAAGAAAAUCCUCCAGUCCACUACCACAAACAAGGCAGGGGGUAAAUUCCAAGGAAAGGAGGUUUCCCUCUGGGAUCUCAUAUACUCUGAAUACAUCGAAGAGGAAAAGAAAAGAGAUCUGGUUCAGCAAUUUAAGUCUGGCACUAUAACAAUUGAAUACUUUUUAGAGCAUGUACUAACAGUUAUACAGCAGAAAACACCCAGUGUGACUGUUACUACUACCAGCACCACCUCUACAACAACAAAAGGUCCUAGCUUUCGAGGCAUCAAAAAGCAAGUUACAGCUCAGAACUUGCUGGAAUCUAAAAUCAUUGAUAAGAAACUUUUUGAAGACCUCAGCACUGGAAAGGUCACAGUAGAUCAAGUAAGCAAUAUGGACUCAGUACGCAAGUACCUGCAGGGUACCGACUGUAUUGCAGGAGUGUUUGUGCAGUCCACCAAGCAGACCAUGAGCAUCUAUGAAGCCAAAUCCAAAGGACUUCUAACACCUGGAACAUCACUGGUUUUACUGGAGGCUCAAGCUGCUACUGGAUUCAUGGUUGAGCCAUUGAAGAACAAAAAACUCUCAGUGGAGGAGGCAGUGGCUCAGGGAGUUGUGGGGACUGAAUGGAAAAACAAGCUACUUUCUGCAGAGAGGGCAGUCACUGGCUACACUGACCCUCACACAGGAAACACCAUUUCGCUGUUCCAGGCCUUGAAGAAAGAUCUCAUUGUCAAAGAUCAUGGCAUUCGUCUUUUGGAAGCACAGAUUGCUACCGGAGGCAUUAUUGAUCCAGUUUACAGCCACCGUGUCCCUGUGGAGGUGGCUUACCAGAGAGGAUAUUUUGAUGAAGAAAUGAACCAGAUUCUAUCUGACCCGGGCGACGACACCAAGGGCUUCUUUGACCCCAACACACAGGAAAACCUCACCUACCUGCAACUACUUGACAGGUGUGUGAAAGACCCUCUCACUGGCCUUAGACUUCUUGUUAUUGUGAAGAAAGGAGAGUUUUACUUCUACAUUGAUGAACAUACAAAGAAAAUCCUCCAGUCCACUACCACAAACAAGGCAGGGGGUAAAUUCCAAGGAAAGGAGGUUUCCCUCUGGGAUCUCAUAUACUCUGAAUACAUCGAAGAGGAAAAGAAAAGAGAUCUGGUUCAGCAAUUUAAGUCUGGCACUAUAACAAUUGAAUACUUUUUAGAGCAUGUACUAACAGUUAUACAGCAGAAAACACCCAGUGUGACUGUUACUACUACCACCACCACAACAACAACAAAAGGCCCUAGCUUUCAAGGAAUCAAAAAGCAAGUUUCAGCUCAGAACUUGCUGGAAUCUAAAAUCAUUGAUAAGAAACUUUUUGAAGACCUGAGCAGCGGAAAGGUCACAGUAGAUCAAGUAAGCAAUAUGGACUCAGUACGCAAGUACCUGCAGGGUACCGACUGUAUUGCAGGAGUGUUUGUGCAGUCCACCAAACAGACCAUGAGCAUCUAUGAAGCCAAAUCCAAAGGACUUCUAACACCUGGAACAUCACUGGUUUUACUGGAGGCUCAAGCUGCUACUGGAUUCAUGGUUGAGCCAUUGAAGAACAAAAAACUCUCAGUGGAGGAGGCAGUGGCUCAGGGAGUUGUGGGGACUGAAUGGAAAAACAAGCUACUUUCUGCAGAGAGGGCAGUCACUGGCUACACUGACCCUCACACAGGAAACACCAUUUCGCUGUUCCAGGCCUUGAAGAAAGAUCUCAUUGUCAAAGAUCAUGGCAUUCGUCUUUUGGAAGCACAGAUUGCUACCGGAGGCAUUAUUGAUCCAGUUUACAGCCACCGUGUCCCUGUGGAGGUGGCUUACCAGAGAGGAUAUUUUGAUGAAGAAAUGAACCAGAUUCUAUCUGACCCGGGCGACGACACCAAGGGCUUCUUUGACCCCAACACACAGGAAAACCUCACCUACCUGCAACUACUUGACAGGUGUGUGAAAGACCCUCUCACUGGCCUUAGACUGCUUGUUAUUGUGAAGAAAGGAGAGUUUUACUUCUACAUUGAUGAACAUACAAAGAAAAUCCUCCAGUCCACUACCACAAACAAGGCGGGGGGUAAAUUCCAAGGAAAGGAGGUUUCCCUCUGGGAUCUCAUAUACUCUGAAUACAUCGAAGAGGAAAAGAAAAGAGAUCUGGUUCAGCAAUUUAAGUCUGGCACUAUAACAAUUGAAUACUUUUUAGAGCAUGUACUAACAGUUAUACAGCAGAAAACACCCAGUGUGACUGUUACUACUACCAGCACCACCUCUACAACAACAAAAGGUCCUAGCUUUCAAGGAAUCAAAAAGCAAGUUUCAGCUCAGAACUUGCUGGAAUCUAAAAUCAUUGAUAAGAAGCUUUUUGAAGACCUGAGCAGCGGAAAGGUCACAGUAGAUCAAGUAAGCAAUAUGGACUCAGUACGCAAGUACCUGCAGGGUACCGACUGUAUUGCAGGAGUGUUUGUGCAGUCCACCAAACAGACCAUGAGCAUCUAUGAAGCCAAAUCCAAAGGACUUCUAACACCUGGAACAUCACUGGUUUUACUGGAGGCUCAAGCUGCUACUGGAUUCAUGGUUGAGCCAUUGAAGAACAAAAAACUCUCAGUGGAGGAGGCAGUGGCUCAGGGAGUUGUGGGGACUGAAUGGAAAAACAAGCUACUUUCUGCAGAGAGGGCAGUCACUGGCUACACUGACCCUCACACAGGAAACACCAUUUCGCUGUUCCAGGCCUUGAAGAAAGAUCUCAUUGUCAAAGAUCAUGGCAUUCGUCUUUUGGAAGCACAGAUUGCUACCGGAGGCAUUAUUGAUCCAGUUUACAGCCACCGUGUCCCUGUGGAGGUGGCUUACCAGAGAGGAUAUUUUGAUGAAGAAAUGAAUCAGAUUCUUUCUGACUCGGGCGAUGACACCAAGGGCUUCUUUGACCCCAACACACAGGAAAACCUCACCUACUUGCAGUUACUCACCAGAUGCAUGAAAGAUCCACACACUGGAUUAACCUUACUGAUUUUAAGGAAAUGAGAAAAAUAUCAUAAGAUUUUCUUAGCUUAAGGAAUUAAAUGAUUACAAUAAAAACAUACCUGAUUCAGACAGUGUUGUUUAGGAUUGGAACAACCACUUAUCUAUUAUAAUUAUUAUACCAUAUUCUAGUUAUACCAUUAUUAACCAUUUAUUAUUAUAUCAUCCAUCAGGCAUUGCCUGUUUGGUCACCUUCUCACUUCAGACCUAGAGACCUUAUUUUAUCCUUCUCCAUGACCAUUCUAUUUGUACUUUCUUUGUGUUUCAUCACUUGAUCAAUGUGUUUGCAUGUUUAUUAAUGGAGAAUUCUCUACUAAUGGUACAACACCACUAAUUUACUGUCAGUGUGAGAAUGCACCAUCAGCCAAAUAACUUCAGGUCAAUAAUACUGGAGUGGAGUGGUAAUAAAAGCACUGACAAUAUAUGGGUUUUUGUAACCCACAAAAUGUGCCUGAUUAAACAGUGAGCAUAGAUACAAGGUACAUGUACAUAAUAAAAAGUGGGUGUUUCCUUUUUUAUUGCAAAUGUUUAGAAAUCUUUAUAAAUCAUCGCAUUUCAGGGGAUUUAUGCAUUACUACAAUUCCAAGGAUUUAUUUACCAGCAUGGUUCCAUGUUUUCAGAAUACCAUUUUAAAAGACUGUCCCAUAGAUAAAGACUGAGGAAAAUAAUUGCUGGAUAUUGCAAGGAAUGAUAAUGCAAUACAAUCAUAUCUUUCACACUAACACUAAGGAGUGGAAUCUACUUUAAUGGAAUGCUUAUAUUCAAAACACUAAUAAACCUUCCUUUUUUACACAGUUAAA
Messenger RNA from Ictalurus punctatus (channel catfish), 16895 nucleotides. RefSeq names its product epiplakin 1 (gene eppk1). Lineage: Eukaryota; Metazoa; Chordata; Actinopteri; Siluriformes; Ictaluridae. Gene Ontology annotation, molecular function: structural molecule activity; keratin filament binding. The record is from RefSeq and is a predicted model, not a curated record. Bases 130 to 16098 code for a protein of 5322 amino acids. The transcript is spliced from 2 exons. Gene Ontology annotation, biological process: intermediate filament bundle assembly; wound healing. Gene Ontology annotation, cellular component: membrane; cytoplasm; cell junction.